CUACAGGCUGUGUAUAUGAAGCUGGAAGAUUCAAGGGCACAUAUUGCGCAGGAUACGGUGCUGAUUGGCGGAUUGCAGGAGAAAGUUGUGGAGUUGCAGGCGCUGGUACAGAAGCAGAAGGUUACGAUCAGUAAUCAGAGCAAGACGAUUUCGGAUCCGAGGAUUAUUAGGAAGCAGUCGCAGCAACAGCAACAGCAGCAGCAGGUCCCUGGUUGUGGUAAUGGGGCUGUUAUGCCAAUGACGCCCCAGCGGCAUGGGCAGGGACAAUGUCAGGGUUUGUCGCCGUUUGAGAGUCCGUAUUCGACUAGGUCGGGGUUUUCUGGUGCGUCUGGUGCGUCUGGGGCUGGGGUUGAAUAUUCCCCUCCGCCUCCGAUGUUCGAUAUUAACGGUAACGGUUUUGUUCCUCAGUUUCCGGGACAGUGCUGGGGUCAGCCGUUGCCUGGUGUUAACCCUCUUCCUCUACCUUCGAUUUGGGAUCCUCUCGCCUGGUCCAAUGGCAAUCCUUAUGCCGUCGCGUAUCUCGAUCCUACUACUUGCAUUUCAGAGUUCUCCUCCCGACUUCGCGAGCUGUGGACGAAGACGGAGCUUUUUGGUCAGGUUCAUGCGAAUGUUCCCAGCAUCUACAAGGAUAGUCAUCUGGACAAACGGGUGAAGGAGUAUAUCAUGUCUGUGUCGGAUAGACAGGGGGCGUCUUCCCUGCUGGGCAGUCCUGCGACGCGAUUCUUCCUUGUCGCCAAGGCGAUUAAUGCUUUUCUGGUUCGGGAUGUGUUGAAAGUAACGGUUAUCAAGGGCUUCGAUGCACAGGCGGAUAUGGAGAUUGGGGGUAUCAAAAAGCAACUGUUCCCAGAUACACCCACCCCCAUCCGCCACAUAAUGGUAAUAGCCAUGACAACCAAAAUCCAAACCCUCAAAACAAAGCCCAACUUCAUCGAAUUCUGCCAGCAAAAAACCCUCGACCACAUGCAGAAGCUCUGGCACCUCAUCGGGCCCCUAACUCACCCCCAAUCCAACACCACCAUCGAUCCCCUCACCGGCAACAGCCAAGCCUGGACAGACCUCUCUGCCAUCGUUUCAGAAGCCGAAAUGCUCGCGCUGGAUAUGUACUCCAUACCCUUUGAAUACCGGUCUGAAUUCCCCGCUGUGGAUGAGGCGUUUGAUCCGGCUACGAUGGUUAACAGUGAUGCGUUUGUCAUGGGUGAUCCGGCUGUUUUGGUGGGGAGUGAUUGUCGGGUUAGGUUGGGGGUUACACCUGUUGUUAGGGCGAGGGAUAAUUCAGAUUGUGAGGUGGGAGUUGUUAGGGUUGUUAGUAUGGGGAAUGUGUUGUUAAGGAUGGGUGGGCAUAAAUGAUUCUGUCUGGAUAGGUUCGGGAUCUUUGAUUCUUUUGUUGAUUUGGUUGGAAACAUGCGUGGUUAUUGGAUUUUUAUGCUGCCACUUCUCUUCUGAUUGAACAUUUCGUGGACUUGUGAUCUGUUUCGUUCACUUUAUCGUAUUCUGGG
Messenger RNA from Aspergillus ruber CBS 135680, 1496 nucleotides. RefSeq lists its product as uncharacterized. Lineage: Eukaryota; Fungi; Ascomycota; Eurotiomycetes; Eurotiales; Aspergillaceae. Bases 16 to 1347 code for a protein of 443 amino acids. The transcript has 2 exons. The record is from RefSeq and is a predicted model, not a curated record.